Lepus europaeus (European hare) is the source of this 1077-nucleotide messenger RNA. Its product is annotated as casein kinase I-like. Gene Ontology annotation, cellular component: nucleus; cytoplasm. Gene Ontology annotation, molecular function: ATP binding; protein serine/threonine kinase activity. Gene Ontology annotation, biological process: signal transduction; negative regulation of canonical Wnt signaling pathway; peptidyl-serine phosphorylation. The transcript is spliced from 2 exons. The record is from RefSeq and is a predicted model, not a curated record. The coding region runs from base 30 to 1028 and encodes 332 amino acids. NCBI's taxonomy places the organism in Eukaryota, Metazoa, Chordata, Mammalia, Lagomorpha, Leporidae.
UGCCCCAGCCUCCAUCUUCGUCUCUCAGGAUGGCGACCAGCAGCGGCUCCAAGGCUGAAUUCAUAGUCGGAGGGAAAUACCAACUGGUGCGGAAGAUCGGGUCUGGCUCCUUCGGGGACAUUUACCUGGCGGUUAACAUCACCAACGGCGAGGAAGUGGCAGUGAAGCUAGAAUCGCAGAGGGCCCGGCAUCCCCAGUUGCUGUACGAGAGCAAACUCUAUAAGAUUCUUCUAGGUGGAGUUGGUGUUCCCCACAUACGGUGGUAUGGUCAGGAAAAAGACUAUAACGUGCUGGUCAUGGAUCUUCUGGGACCCAGCCUCGAAGACCUCUUUAAUUUCUGUUCAAGAAGGUUCUCAAUGAAAACUGUGCUUAUGUUGGCUGACCAGAUGAUCAGUAGAACUGAAUAUGUGCAUUCAAAGAAUUUUAUACACAGAGACAUUAAGCCAGAUAACUUCCUCAUGGGUAUUGGGCGUCACUGUAAUAAGUUAUUCCUUAUUGAUUUUGGUUUGGCCAAAAAGUACAGAGACAACAGGACAAGGCAACACAUACCGUACAGAGAAGACAAAAACCUCACCGGCACAGCCCGAUAUGCUAGCAUCAGUGCGCAUCUCGGUAUUGAGCAGAGUCGCCGAGAUGACAUGGAGUCAUUAGGAUAUGUUUUGAUGUACUUUAACAGAUCCAGCCUGCCAUGGCAAGGACUAAAGGCUGCAACAAAGAAACAGAAAUACGAAAAGAUUAGUGAGAAGAAGAUGUCCACUCCUGUUGAAGUUUUAUGUAAGGGGUUUCCUGCAGAGUUUGCCAUGUACUUAAACUAUUGUCGUGGACUGCGCUUUGAGGAAGCCCCGGAUUACAUGUAUCUGAGGCAGCUAUUCCGCAUCCUUUUCAGGACCCUGAACCACCAAUAUGACUACACAUUUGAUUGGACGAUGUUAAAGCAGAAAGCAGCACAGCAAGCAACAUCUUCCAGUGGUCAGGGUCAGCAGAACCAAACCCCCACAGAUGCAGAACUAUAUUCAUGUGAACACUGAAAGUAUUCUCAGAAGAAAAUUUCAAAUGGCAAUUUGCUAUCAAAUGUAA